This is a messenger RNA of Beauveria bassiana ARSEF 2860, 1002 nucleotides long. Its product is annotated as Sec14 cytosolic factor. NCBI's taxonomy places the organism in Eukaryota, Fungi, Ascomycota, Sordariomycetes, Hypocreales, Cordycipitaceae. The coding region runs from base 1 to 1002 and encodes 333 amino acids. The transcript has 4 exons. The record is from RefSeq and is a predicted model, not a curated record.
AUGGAUAUCGAUCCCAAGUACGAUAACUACGACUUCCCCUACGAGGCCAAGGAGGCUCAGAAUGGCCACGCCGGCCAUCUUAACGAGGCUCAAAUCGCUCAGGUCCACCAGCUGCGCAUGAUGCUCGAGGCCGAGGGCUUUACGGAACGUCUCGACACGCUGACUCUGCUGCGCUUCCUCCGCGCUCGCAAGUUUGACGUCUCCCUGUCGAAGCAGAUGUUUGUCGAGACGGAAAAGUGGCGGAAAGAGACGGACCUCGACAACACCAUCGCUACCUGGGACUACCCCGAGAAGACCGAGAUUCAAAAAUACUACAGGCAGUUCUACCACAAGACCGACAAGGAUGGCCGCCCCAUCUACAUUGAAACGCUUGGCGGCAUCGACCUGACCGCCAUGUACAAGAUCACCUCCGGCGAGCGCAUGCUGCACAAUCUGGCAGUCGAAUACGAGCGGCUCGCCGACCCCCGUCUGCCCGCCUGCUCUCGCAAAGUCAACAACCUCACCGAGACCUGCUGUACUAUCAUGGACCUCAAGGGCGUUACCCUAACCAAGGUCCCCUCGGUCUACUCGUACGUCAAACAGGCCUCGGUCAUUUCGCAAAACUACUACCCCGAGCGCCUGGGCAAGCUCUUCCUCAUCAACGCGCCCUGGGGCUUCUCGACCGUCUGGAGCGUCGUUAAGGGCUGGCUGGACCCCGUCACCGUCAAGAAGAUCCAUAUUCUCGGCGGCGGCUACAAGAGCGAGCUGCUCAAGCACCUUCCUGCCGAGUCCCUGCCCAAGGAGUUUGGUGGCAUCUGCGAGUGCCCCGGUGGCUGCGAGAACAGCGACGCCGGCCCCUGGAAGGACCCCGAGUGGGCUCGCCCCGCCAAGUGGGAAAAGGCCGCCGUCACCAACGAGCCCUCAUCAAUCACCAAGCCCGCCGAGACCGAAAAGAAUGCUGCUGCUGCUGCUGCUGCGCCCACCGAGGAGGAGAACCUUGUUCCUGCCACUGCCACUGCUUAA